CUCGAGGACAGUGAAUGUGCUUCCGGCAUUUUUAAUCACGUACCUUUAUAUCUCGACCAUUAACGUUCAAUGUAUAUGUCAUUCCAGGUGUCUUCAGAACGAUCGUGGUCAUGCCAUCCUUUACCACCUAUCCCAGUGGCCGACUUUGUCAAAACGCCAGACCGACUGAAAGAGAUCCAGAUUUCUUUCCCGCCGACACCAUCAUCCAACUCCUUCGCUCUGGACGAUCCCCGUUCGACCUCGACAACAUCUCCCUGUCAAAAAUUAGACAGGACAUUCACAAAUUGGAGAGUCAUGUCGCAGCAUUCGAUCUCGCAAUAAGGGGUCUCCAAAAGCACAAGAAUAGGGUUAAUCAUAACCUGCGGAUGUAUCAUUCACUUUUCGCUCCGAUACGGCGUCUCCCUCUCGAUGUGCUUAUACACAUCUUCCAGCUCCUUCCCGUUGAUACUAUCGACCCAAACUCUACCCCAUGGAUCCUCGGUCUCGUCUGCUACUCCUGGAGAUCGGUAUACCUCUCCGUCCCAACGCUGUGGUCUAGAAUAUUCAUUGAUAUUCGGGCUGGUGCAGAACUACGUCCGCAGUCUGUAUCCAUGCUCCACACUUCCCUCUCACGCUCUCAACGAUCCCCUCUCACGAUCUCGGCAUCUUAUGACAAUCAGUCCUCUCCGAUCUCUCCAUUCCUAUUCUCCAUACUAGAUCUCCUAAUUUCUCACUUGUCUCGUUGGUCCGUGGUAGAAUUCCACAUACCGCGCCUUUCCUAUCACAUCUUUGAUCGAUUGGGGCCUCUUCCUAUGUUACGGACAAUAAAUGUCACCUUGGAUCCCAGAGUCGUGCCUUUGGGAACGAGAGAUCUUCUGAUGCAUUCCCCGCAGCUUCGCGCUGUAUCAUUGACAGCGAUACCAUUGUCCUCUGUCGACCUGCCAUUAAGCAGGCUUUCCUCACUUGACGGUGUAAUACAGACCCCAGAACACCUUUUUAACAUCCUUAACGAAGCCAAAGGCUUGGAAGCACUUACCAUCUCAUCCUCCAAAUUCCUGUCCGGUCAUCCCAGCUGUGGAACGCUCACCGUUCCGAAUAUCUGCCGUUUACACUUUCGAUCCGUACCAGUACAGGAGAUCUCAAAUAGCCUGCUUUUCCCCAAUCUCAAAUACCUCGUGCUUGGAGCCCAUUCCGGCGCUCAGCCCUACUCUUCCUCAGACAUUCGCAGCGUCGUGAAUAUGAUCGAACGGUCCCAGUGUCCGCUUCGGUCACUGUCGUUAAAUUUCACCGUCUGUCUGUGCUCCAUCGCGGCGAUAUCAUCGAACCUGACACAGUUGAGCAUCAUGGUGGAGAGCUGGGCAGCAUGCGAGACAUUCGUCUCCCUUCGAGUGGGGAAGGAUGGCGGCAGGGACCUGGUGCCGAACCUGGUCGAGUUGCGUAUCACCGACGUGACGUCGAAGUGCGGGGGCCAGUCCUUCACUCACGAACCGUUUGGGCCCAUGAUAGAGUCGCGGUGGAAUGGAGGGCGCUUACGGCGCUUGGAGAUGCAUGUGAAGUACGGAUGGGGAGACCCAUAUUACUCUGAGGUUGUCCGUCGGACGUUAGGGAAGUACGUAGACGAAGGGCUAGAUGUUGUGAUUUUUGACGGAGAAUGUGUUGUGUAACCGUGUAUUGUAUUGCC
Messenger RNA from Guyanagaster necrorhizus, 1660 nucleotides. RefSeq lists its product as uncharacterized. NCBI's taxonomy places the organism in Eukaryota, Fungi, Basidiomycota, Agaricomycetes, Agaricales, Physalacriaceae. The transcript is spliced from 2 exons. Gene Ontology annotation, molecular function: protein binding. The record is from RefSeq and is a predicted model, not a curated record. Bases 111 to 1643 code for a protein of 510 amino acids.